Molecule: messenger RNA, 1281 nt
Organism: Hevea brasiliensis (rubber tree)
Lineage: Eukaryota; Viridiplantae; Streptophyta; Magnoliopsida; Malpighiales; Euphorbiaceae
Product: 3-isopropylmalate dehydratase small subunit 1
Exons: 2
Coding region: 101-859 (252 amino acids)
Molecular function (GO): hydro-lyase activity
Source: RefSeq, a predicted model, not a curated record
UCUAACGUGGCAGAAUCUGGUCGGCUACUGAUGUUACAGUGGUUCUAAGAGAAACCUUCUUUCACGAUCACUCCCUUGCAGCUAAGCUUGCAACACCAAAAUGGCGGCCUCUUCCUCAACUUUCACUCGAAACCCUACUUCCAUUGCCACCUCCUUCAAUUCCAAACUCUCCCUCUCUCUCUUCUCUCCUCGCUCUAUUAAGCUGCCCUACAUUCAUCCACAACCCAUCAUCAAACCCCUUGGCUCCCACGCGCGGCCGCUCCCCGUCCUACGCGCCACCGCUACUCCCUCAGCUGAGUCCACCAACGCAACCACGUUCCAUGGAAUCUGUUACGUUGUUGGCGAUAACAUCGAUACCGACCAGAUCAUCCCCGCCGAGUACCUCACUCUUGUGCCCUCGAACCCGGCCGAAUACGAGAAGCUUGGUUCCUAUGCCCUAAUUGGCCUCCCGGCCUCUUACGAGACCCGGUUCAUUGAACCGAACGAAAUGAAAACGAAAUACUCAAUAGUUAUUGGUGGCGAUAAUUUCGGGUGUGGUUCAUCGCGUGAGCAUGCGCCGGUUUCUCUUGGUGCUGCUGGAGUUGCGGCUGUGGUUGCAGAGUCUUAUGCUCGCAUCUUCUUCAGGAACUCGGUGUCCACCGGAGAGAUAUAUCCCCUGGAAUCGGAGGUUAGGAUUUGUGAGGAGUGCAAAACUGGGGAUGUGGUGACUAUUGAGCUUGCGGAGAGUCGCUUGAUUAAUCACACUACUGGCAAGGAAUACAAGCUGAAGCCCAUUGGGGAUGCCGGGCCGGUGAUUGAGGCCGGGGGCAUUUUCGCCUACGCAAGGAAGACGGGGAUGAUCCCAUUACAAUCCGGCUAGAAUUGAGGCUCUAUCUCUGCCCGCUUUUAUUAUAUACCCUUGCAUAUUGGCUUCUUUUUGGUAGAUUUUUCACUCAAUAUUUAUAUUGUUUGUUGUUGCAGGCACUUUGUGCUAUGAUCAGUGCUGGCUAGAUUCACAGACUAGCGGUCGCGUAGUUUAGUUGCUGAGUUCUCCUAGUUCUACUUGUGUAUUCAAAUGCAAAGCUUGUCAUGUAGGAACAUUUCAUGUUUGGAAGCAGUUGAAUGUAUCAGGGCCUAAGUGAGUGAUGCCAGAGUGAUCAUUUUGUUGUUCUAGUGAUUUCAGGUUGUUGAAGCUCAAGUUGGUGACUUGUUUCUUCUAUUUUGCUAGUUAUGUUGCCGCAGCCAUGUCAAAAUAAACAAUGAUAUUUUAAUAAUUUAAUAUUGUUUAAGUUACAUAUGUAA